This is a messenger RNA of Acanthaster planci (crown-of-thorns starfish), 4162 nucleotides long. RefSeq lists its product as uncharacterized. The record is from RefSeq and is a predicted model, not a curated record. Lineage: Eukaryota; Metazoa; Echinodermata; Asteroidea; Valvatida; Acanthasteridae.
CUACGAAGUAAUGAGCAGUCGGUAACAAUGGGGAAACGCGGCCCAGCGACGGUCAGGACCCGCGGGACGCCCGAGUGCGUUAUUACCAUUUUUUGAGUGAUAUGCUGCUGCACUAUAGACGUGUAUACCGGCUGAAUAUACUGUACGAGUACCUCGUGAAUGGCAAGUCUCUUUUCCACUUCACGCAAACCACGUCCAACACUUUGUGGUUGCUGCUAGGAGCUCAGGCAGUGUGCUCUGCCUGUUCCAACAGCUUGCUUAUCACAUGCACAGUACCACUGCUGCAUCAGAACCGGAAAAUUACUACAAGCUGCGGUAUCUACAAAGUCAGCCAGCCUGCGUGACGGCCUGUGACCAGAGCGCACCAACCCGGAAGAAACCGUUGUACUACAUUGUAGGGAUAACAAGACGUGCUCAUUUGUCAAAGCGCACUAGGCCUUGCACGAGACACGGGGAAAACAUGAGUACAUGUAUUCUCAAUUAUAGUCACACCACAGAUUUCAAGCCAAUCGGUUGCGUCUUUGUUUCCCCUUGCUCCUGGCUUGGCCGCCCGGGAUUGUAAAUGGACAAAUCCCCAGUCGACUUUGAUGGACGAAGAGUACUUUAGUCAGAGAAUUGGCGGACGGAAGGCGCGUUGAUCAUUGGCUGUCGUUGGCACCAUUUGGCCUUUUUGCGGCUUUUCUAUUAGCCAGGGGUUCAGUGUGUCUGCGUGGCUGGCACUGACUCGGUUGUUACACAGGAGGCGUGUACGCAGCGAGCCAUUUCCAUUUCGUGUGGAGCCUUCGCAACACGUUGUACCGGGAACCCUGAAGGGGAACUCCACUGAGUGCAAUGGGGGUGGAUGUGUGACUGAAACCUCGUUCAUAUACGCACGUGCAUGCUGGAACCCAUGUCAAUUGCCAGAACAUCGACAUGACACAGCAUUCCUGUGCCGAGCUUGUAAAAUGUGUCCUUUUGCUCGUGAGGCUUAAUCUCCUUUUAUUUGGGGCCAUUCGAAAUUGAAGCCUCAAAAACCAAGAGCGUGAGUGAUUGGAUUGAUAUAGUUAGCCACGAGAUCAAUGUAAUUGUGGUGCCCGACCGAAAUUGGGUCAUCACCGGUGUUUGUGUACCGGUUGUCAGGCGAGCUUCGUUGCUUCAGAACCGAACCGACAGGAGGCACAAACGGUCAGUGAUUGUUGGCGGUCAUUCACAUCACGGUCCGUGCUCACAUCAAUCCGGCCGGCAACCAAACACCAAAUACUGUCGCUGCGUUCUUGCGACUGACACCCGCGGCUGUGGUAGCAAGGUCAUACACGCUGUCGAAUCCAGGUAUGGAUCUGUGCACGUGCUACAAAUGGUUAGCCAUUGCUCUUCUGCUCGCUCUCCUCGUGGUGCGAGCGAGCUGCCAGGCAGCCACCGGGGACAUGGUGGCCUACCUGGAGUGCUACAGGUGCACGGCCUACGAGUUCGAGGAGAACUUUUGGUCCAAGCUGUCGCAGUGCCAGAGCGGGCAAGUCGAGGAGACGGUCCAGUGUCCCUACUCGAUAACCCGGGAGGAACAGGGAGUUGACAAGACACACGAGUUGCACCCCAGCUGUACGAUCGUGGAACAGAAAGCUGCCGGGGUCAUUACGAGUUACUCGCGAGGUUGCAAAUAUUUCGUCAACUGCACAGAAGUGGAUAUGUGCGGCGAGUCCACGGAAGCGACGGGUGUGUGCAUUUCCUGCUGUGACUCGGACCUUUGCAAUGGAGCGCCCUUGUCUGUCCUAAGCAGACUACAGGUUCUUGGAACAUCGGCCGCCAUGUUGGUUGCCUGGAUGUUAAGCAGAUGAGAGGGCUGUAAACGUGCAUCGUUUCAGGCUCCUAAAACAAGACUUAAAAUGGAAUGCCCGGUGAAGCUGCAAAGAAAUGUGUUGCUGGUCACACGAGGAUACAUGAGAUAUAAAAAAGGAAAGUCAAACUUACGUGAGUCGAAACAGUGAAGGAAAUGUACAGUUUGUGAUAUUGUGGGGUAUCUUCGUUAACUUGUGAUCAGAACUGUUGCCAAGAACAAACAUCUUCGCUGUUUGAGAAAAAAAAAACAAAUUGAUGUGCACAUACUGUAUAUGUAUAUAGACUGCUGGGUGAUUGUAAAUUUAUCGUGGAAUGUGUUAAAUAUAUGAACGAAUUAAUCAAAAGCUAUCGGUAGGGUCUGUUUAAGCUGUUUGUACUUGACGGAAGCAAAAUUCAUUGGCGAUGGUCAAUGUGCUCUUUAAAAUGAACCUAGUUGAUUGCUAAAAGCGCUGACAUCACAGAUGGAUAAACGUGUGUGGGAAAUAGAGCCCUACCAUUUAUAGGCCAAAGUGAGCAGGUAAUAAACUAGUAUUAUGUCGAUAUGUAACUGUGAUACAGUGGUCACACAGUUAGCAUUGUGCCUUUCAAUAGGUUUUUCCCUUCGUACUCCUGAAAAUGUUGAAAUGUUUUCUUGACUUGAAGUCUACGAUGAUGCAUAUUGUUCAAAGAAAUGAGACAACACCGUGCCCACCGACUAAAAAGAUGGUCUCUUUUCAAUCGGAGUAAAUUCAGAUCGAGGCUUGAUGUGCGACCGGGAUCUGACGUCUACGACUGCCCUGUAUACUUAGUGGCACCGAAUUAACGCACGCAGAUGGCACUAGCGGAAGCCAGGUGUACAACUGCCGAGCUGUCCACGCCCUGCUCGCUAACGAUUCUGCUUAUGAAAUUUACUGGACUGAGAAAAGUGUGCAAGGAAUCGAUACCAUCUGGCACGUAAACGGUGAGAGAGAAAUCCAUCUCGUCACCUAAUUGUGUACCAUGCAUCAACACUGGGGAAAAAUAGUGCAACUGUGAAACCGUCGUCACACGGCCUCUCGGGACCACAGCUAGACUGUGCUCGUCGAUCGAUGAUGGGCUGGUAUAUUCUGCGACUAAAUGUCAAGUCAAAGCUAGUUGAUGCGUUCCAGGGGAAGGAGAGACAACUUACAUGGGUCAAAGUAUCGAUGUCAUCAGCCUAUCUCGAUUAGUAUCCCCGUUGAGCAAACAAGGAUUUCUUGGAAAUGUACGUUCUGGUAUCCUGGUCUGUCUCUGAAGACUCUUCUUGUAUGUGAAAGCCAGCCUGUAUAAAUAUGCAGGUAAAAACUAGCUUUUUCAUAAUCUUCCUCCGGAAAGGAUUCCGUCUGAUUGGAUCCGGAUGACAUUUGAAAGUCGGAUGGAGAGGAUUAUUUCGCACCGGCCAAAAUGAGUUGGCGGCCUAACCGCAAGCCCAUCUACAGUCACACCUAAUCGAACCCUUUUGACUCGAUACUCUAUAGCUUGUGACACAUUAAGAUUGUGCAGUGUUGGUGUUAAAACAACGUCGCGUUGCGUUGCGACCAAAUUAGUCUUGGGUUGACUUUGCUUUACAAGUGUAGAAUUCUCUGAGCUUGGAUUUGCUAUAAGACACUCUGCACAUUGAUAUUUAAUAUAAGGUUAAAAGUUUCCUACUCGCACUUAAUAUUUGGUUAAUAUCUUCCCUCUUCCCUCCCUAACGUUUUGUUGAAGCUUUCAAUAGAUUCAGGGGAGGAAUAAGUGCGCUAAGGCUCGGCCUCGGUCUUCCAGAUAGCCAUGGGCUGUGCUGAAUGACUGGGCUGCAAGCGUCUCUAGUGCAUGCUUUUGGCCGUUCAGCACCUUGGCAGUGGCUAAUACCGAGCCUACCCUGACGUGGCUAGCAAAGCUUUUCUGUAGGGCACCUGUCAAAAUCAAAAUGUUGAUCAAAAGUUGUCAAUCGAACCAAUGUCAACCACGUCGUGUGGCAGCAUUGUGCAGUCAGUGCCCGAGACCCCAAGAAUUUAGCCCAGGUAGAUGUGACCUUUUAAAGGACAAACCCCAUUGGCUUGUCCGCGCCUUAUUUCUCUUUGUCUAAAAUUAGUUGUUUCCGGUGCCAUACGACGUGGAAACUCGAUUUUUCUCCCCUGUAAUGUUUAUGCCUUUAUCAAUAAAAUGCCCAGUUUAAGCAGUUCAACUAAUCGAUGCUAAGAUCAAUAAUACAAUCUUGUUAAUUUCUACCUGGCCACAAUAUAAUUUGCACAGUCAUCUAUGACCAACAGUGAUAAUUUAAACCGACGUAACUUAAAACGAUUCAUAGGUUGCUUGUUGUGAGGGAACCUUUAGCCAUUAAACGAGUAGGGACCUGUGCGGUCUCGUUAUA